Messenger RNA from Halichondria panicea, 4062 nucleotides. RefSeq lists its product as uncharacterized. The record is from RefSeq and is a predicted model, not a curated record. Gene Ontology annotation, molecular function: guanyl-nucleotide exchange factor activity. Bases 163 to 3819 code for a protein of 1218 amino acids. The transcript is spliced from 30 exons. Lineage: Eukaryota; Metazoa; Porifera; Demospongiae; Suberitida; Halichondriidae. Gene Ontology annotation, biological process: Ras protein signal transduction; positive regulation of GTPase activity. Gene Ontology annotation, cellular component: plasma membrane.
CUCCCACACAUCCACCACACCUCACCAAGUAAAUAAUUAGAUCUAGCGGAUCUGGUUUUAUGUUUUUAUGUUCAAGCGAUAGUACAGUCUAGUCUCCGGAGAAUCUCAAGCAGGUGCAGAUCUGCUGCUGUAAGCUGAAGAAAAAGAGCUUUUGAGAGUUAGAUGGCAUCAGAGAUGGAUACCAGAGGGGAGAUGGACCUCUCAACCUAUUGCACAAUAAAGAGGGAGCCCAGACGCAACAGAAGGCCACCUGCCAUCUUAGAGUCACCAAAUAGAAGUGCUGCGGUGCUCACCAAGAGGUACUCAGGGAGCAGUGAUGACUUAUACGUGGGCACUAGAGUCUCCAUUGUGCCAGAGCCAGAAGCUUAUGCUAUACAGGUAACAAAAUCAGGGAACCCCACGGAGAUAGACCUUGACCUGGGUGUGGGGGGCCGAGGGGGCAUGGAUCAACUAGCCGUGGAAAAGCCGACCCUCAGCAACAAGGCGUGGAAGAGAUUCAGUGGGAAGCACAAGGGAAGGAUCAAGACUGAGAGUGGCGGGAGUGAAAUGCUUGAAGCCCUCAGGCUAGAAGCUACCCCCCUCCCCCUCAUGGGUGGCGACAGACUGCGGGUGAGCAAGUCGGCAAGCCCCGGCCCCAGAGAGACUCAGUCCAGUCCUCGUAGGACCAGGAAGGGACUAGCCAACGGUCUAGCCACUGUUACCAAGGUGGCUAUUCCAGUUAUCACUCGCACUGAGGUGGAGGAUAUGGACAAUGUGCAGAGACCCCCUUCCAAGUCUUUGUCCACGCGAGACAGCUCCUCGUCUCCGCCAGAAUCUACCGACAACUUCCUCCGUGAACCGACCAAUGGAACGAGCACCCGUCGUUCUGUACGCAGCAUCGACUCGGGACUGGGAGAUCUGGACCCAGGACACAGCGGGCGGGACUCGCUAGUCUCAGAGGGUGACGUGUUGUUUCAUAGUCAGUCGCUCACGAGCAGUCCUAUUGACAGACAGCCCAUGGCCUCGUCGCUGAGUCAGCAGCAGCUCCACGUAGGCCGAAAGAUGGUCAACCUCAAAGACGGAUUCAGUUCACUCAGAGCAGGUCCUAAACAACGCCGAGGCAACCAUCGCCAGUUGCUAGCCAACCGAAAGUCGAUGCUCCUGUCCGAGUUGUGUGUAGUAACUGUGUCCAUACCUGGCGAUGUGGCUCAGGGUCAGAAAGGUCGUGGCACUUCACUCAAGUUUCGUUUCUCACCCUACACUCUGAUCGAGUUUCUAAGAGUGGCCAUCCUCAAGCAAUUCCACGAGAGAUGUGACCUCCCGAUUCCUCAACUCUCAAAACUGCACUUGUUUCGAUACAUGGAGGAUGAGGAAGGAUGGGAGUGGCUGGAGGAGGACCAAACUUUGAAUCACUACAAACUACCUACAGAGUGCAAGCUAGAGCUGAAGACUUUGGAGCCUGCCUACAGAGAUGUGCGUGUUGUGAUACCUUCCCUCGAGGCGAGCAUGUCAGUGGAGUACGACCAGUUCAGUACUGUGGGGGACGUCCUGUGUCAAGUGCUCAGUUUGAGUGACCCUCCAAUGGACGCCUCUGAAGGAUACUCCCUCUAUCAUGUCAGGCUCAGAAUGCACCUGGACUCGUCUGACAGUAUGAUCUACUACCACAUCCUGCCUACUGACGUGCUCGAGUGUCGGUUGUCUGUUGGUCGGCUCCACUCAGUGAUCCUCACGGUCAAAAUACCUGUCAUUCAAAGCUCAAGGAAAGUUAAAGUGUCACUUGACGAAACAGUUGGAGAACUCAUCAGCACUCUGAAACGACGUAUCCCUGAUCCAGACAGCUCUCGCUGGGUCCACAUGGCUCUAUAUCUUCAAUCACGAGAAUCGGACGUCCAUGGACUUUGGAUGGAAGAUUACAAAUUCUUGGCUGCAUACAAGCUGAAAGCUACGGAUGUGUUGGAAUUUCGUCCAAAGUAUCGUCCAAUGGUGUUUGAGUUCAGAGUCUUCCCACACGAUCACUUUGGUAAUGAGGACAAAACCUACGGCACACUGGAGUUACUAGUGGCACAAGACACCCUGGUAUCAGAGGUCGUCGAUCUUCUCUGUCAUCAGAGGUCACUGGAGUAUGACCCUCGUUACUAUGGUCUCUACUUCCACGAUGAUACUGAGCUCCCAUUGGACUCUCAAAUGUGGACCUAUCUUGACUCACACUACCAAGGUGGCUAUCAGGACAGCCUAGUGUUGCACAUGGUUCACAAACCCAUCAAGGUCUCCUUCGACUCUGCUGAAGACAGUAGAACCACGGUUCAAGUGGACUUCAGUAAACCAGGCAGAGUAUUGAGAGACUACCUGGCCAGACGCUACGGCCUGAGGCACUCCUCACACUACGGGUUGCAGUAUGCAGGUAAAGGCAUAGAGCUGGACCUCUCUGUCUCUCUGCACAACCAAGGCAUUCUAGAGCAGGAACAUGUCUCACUCGUGUACCGUGGGGAGGAGGCCGCCAGUCCCAUCAGAAGGGGCGGCAAGAGGGUCUUUAAUCAGAGAGAAGAGAUUGACAGAAGAGAUUCUCUGAUACCAGCCAUACAAGACGACACCAAUGUGUGGGACGAGGGCCCAGACUCUGAAAAGAACUUGCGCUACAAUGUCAGCAAGCCAGGCACAGUGGCUGGGGCUACCUUCAACAAACUGGUGGAGAGAGUCACCUCCGAAAAAGAUCAUGACAUAGAAUUUGUGAAGACCUUCCUGUAUACGUAUCAGUCGUUUGCCACCCCUGACCGCCUCCUACGCAAGCUGUUAGAACGCUACAACGUAGUGAGGCCAGAAGGCAUGUCUCCUCAGGGCUUUGCCGUCAUGAAGCAGACCAUUCAGGCUCGUGUCAUCAACGCUCUCAAACUGUGGGUGGAGCUUAGUGUCGACUUCAAAGACAAUGUCCCGCUGCAAGAUGCCCUGCUCCAGUUUGUCAGUACUGUGUUGAUACUGGACCACCCUCGACUGUGUAAACCACUCAGAACCAACAUCAUGGUCAUCAAGGGAGUGAUUCAGAAGAAGAACUUGAAAAUGUUCCGUGACCCACCACCCCCAGUAAAGUUCCCAUCCGCUAAUUCGACAGGUUUACUCACAAUCUUUGACUUUGACCCAGAGGAAGUGGCCCGACAAAUGACCAUUAUUGACUUCACUCUCUUUGCCAAGAUCAAACCAUGUGAACUACUAAACCAGGCAUGGCAGAAGGCCAAGUACAAGCAUCGUGCAGCCAAUAUCCUGCGACUAGUAGACAGAAUCAACAACCUCACUCUGUGGGUGGCCACCACCAUACUCUCACAAAGGGAUGUCCAUGAAAGAGCAAAGAGAAUAUCAGACUUUGUCCAAAUAUCAUCUCACUUGCAAGGGAUGCAUAAUCUCUGCACUCUGAUGUCAUUGCUGAAUGGACUGGCCCAUCCUUCCAUCUCCAGACUCAAGAGGAGCUUCUCCAAGCUCGACAAAGCCACCACUAAGAGACUAGAGGUACUGCAGACUCUGGCCAGACCCGAGAAUAACUUCAAACUGCUCAGAGAUGAGCUGAAGAGAUCCAGCAAUCCUUGCAUUCCAUACCUUGGUCUGUACAUGUCUGAUCUGACUUUUGUGGACAAUGGCAAUGUUAAUUUCCACGACGACGGAUUGAUAAACUUCUCAAAGUGUAGGCUCAUCUACAAUCAAAUCAGAGACCUGGUACUAAGACAGGACCGACCGUACAACUUUGAGGAGGUGCCUGCCCUCCACGAGAAUUUGACACGAUUCCACUUCUUAGACACUGACGUUCUCUACGAUGUCUCCUUACAGAGGGAGCCAAGGGACAAGGGAAAGUGAUGAAAGAGACUCUGCCCAGUAACUGUUAGCAAAUGAGAUCACAGGCAGCCUUCUUUGGCAACAUUAAUUUAUCACCUAUUUCUCUAUUGUAACCUAAUCCACUGUGUGCAAGUUGUGAGAUAUGCACCACUCACUCAAUUCACUGCAUAAUUUCUAUGUUUUGUAUCUUGUUUAAACUUCGUGUGAAUAUGCACCCUCACCUGUGUGUCCUAUCCUAUUGAUACUGUUCAUUUUAAUUUCUAA